AUGGUCAACUUCACUGUUGAUGAGGUCCGUGCCCUCAUGGACUACCCUGAGCAGAUCCGUAACAUGUCUGUGAUUGCUCACGUGGACCAUGGUAAGUCGACUCUGUCAGACUCACUCGUGGGUGCCGCUGGCAUCAUCAAGAUGGAGGAUGCUGGUGACAAGCGUAUCAUGGACACCCGUGCUGAUGAAAUUGCACGUGGUAUCACCAUUAAGUCAACUGCCAUUUCCAUGCAUUACCAUGUGCCACGCGAGAUGAUUAGCGAACUUGCUGACGACAAGCGUGACUUUCUGAUCAAUCUGAUCGACUCACCCGGACACGUUGACUUCAGCUCUGAGGUGACGGCGGCACUCCGUGUGACUGACGGCGCUCUGGUGGUUGUUGAUUGUGUGGAGGGUGUGUGCGUCCAGACGGAGACGGUGCUGCGUCAGGCACUGACGGAGCGUAUUCGCCCCGUGGUCUUCAUCAACAAGGUGGACCGUGCCAUCCUGGAGCUGCAGUUGGAUCCCGAAGAGGCCUACCAGGGCUUUGUGAAGACACUGCAGAACGUGAACGUCGUGAUUGCGACAUACAACGAUCCUGCCAUGGGCGAUGUCCAGGUGUAUCCUGAGAAGGGUACUGUUGCCAUUGGUUCUGGUCUGCAGGCGUGGGCGUUCUCUGUCACGCGUUUUGCCAGGAUGUACGCGUCGAAAUUCGGCGUUGAUGAGGCAAAGAUGUGCGAGCGUCUUUGGGGCGAUAACUUCUUUGAUGCCAAGAAUAAGAAGUGGAUCAAGAGCGAAACCAACGCUGCUGGCGAACGUGUUCGCCGUGCAUUCUGCCAGUUCUGCUUGGACCCCAUUUACCAGAUCUUCGAUGCCGUGAUGACUGAGAAGCAGGACAAGGUGGAAAAGAUGCUUAAGUCGUUGAACAUCAAUCUGACGGCGGAGGAACGUGAGCAGGUGCCCAAGAAGCUGCUCAAGUCGAUCAUGAUGAAGUUCCUGCCAGCUGCGGAGACGCUGCUGCAGAUGAUUGUGGCACACCUGCCCUCACCCAAGAAGGCUCAGAGCUACCGCGCGGAGAUGCUCUACUCUGGCGAGGCCAACCCAGAAGACAAGUACUUUACUGGUAUCAAGAACUGCAACCCCGAGGCACCGUUGAUGCUGUACAUCAGCAAGAUGGUUCCCACAGCUGAUCGCGGUCGCUUCUUUGCAUUCGGUCGUAUUUUCGCCGGUAAGGUGCGCAGUGGACAAAAGGUGCGCAUCAUGGGUAACAACUACAUCUACGGUAAGAAGCAGGACCUGUACGAGGACAAGCCAGUGCAACGUACGGUGCUGAUGAUGGGUCGCUACCAGGAGGCGGUGGAGGACAUGCCUUGUGGUAAUGUGGUUGGUCUUGUGGGUGUUGACAAGUACAUUGUGAAGUCUGCCACCAUCACUGACGACGGUGAGACCCCACACCCUCUGCGUGACAUGAAGUACUCUGUGUCACCCGUUGUGCGUGUUGCGGUGGAGGCGAAGAACCCCUCCGAUCUGCCCAAGCUUGUUGAAGGUCUGAAGCGCCUUGCCAAGUCCGAUCCACUUGUGGUGUGCUCAAUUGAAGAGAGCGGUGAGCACAUUGUUGCUGGCGCUGGUGAACUGCAUCUUGAGAUCUGUCUCAAGGACUUGCAGGAGGACUUCAUGAACGGUGCCCCACUGAAGGUAUCAGAGCCUGUCGUCUCUUUCCGCGAAACAGUGACAGAUGUGUCGUCUAUCCAGUGUCUGUCCAAGUCUGCCAACAAACAUAACCGUUUGUUCUGCCGCGGUGCCCCACUGACGGAGGAGCUUUGCAUUGAGAUGGAAGAUGGCCUGAACGCUGGUCCUGAGAGCGACCCGAAGACACGUGCCCGCUUCCUUGCGGACAAUUUUGAGUGGGACGUUGCUGAGGCGCGUAAGAUCUGGUGCUAUGGCCCUGAUAACCGCGGUCCCAACGUUGUUGUGGACGUGACGAAGGGUGUGCAAAACAUGAUGGAAAUGAAGGACUCAUUCGUUGCGGCGUGGCAAUGGGCGACACGCGAGGGUGUUCUGUGUGAUGAGAACAUGCGUGGUGUGCGUAUCAACGUGGAGGACGUGACGAUGCACGCGGACGCUAUCCACCGUGGUGGUGGUCAGAUCAUCCCUACCGCCCGCCGUGUGUACUAUGCGUGCUGCCUUACUGCUUCACCCCGUCUCAUGGAGCCUAUGUUCCAGGUCGACAUCCAAACUGUGGAGCACGCGAUGGGAGGCAUCUACGGUGUGCUGACACGCCGCCGUGGUGUGAUCAUCGGCGAGGAGAACCGCCCCGGUACACCCAUCUACAACGUCAGGGCUUACCUUCCCGUUGCGGAGUCAUUCGGUUUCACCGCCGAUCUGCGUGCCGGCACUGGUGGUCAGGCGUUCCCGCAGUGCGUGUUUGACCACUGGCAGCAGUACCCUGGUGACCCACUGGAGCCGAAGUCGCAGGCCAACACAUUGACCCUGAACGUGCGCCAGCGCAAGGGUCUGAAGCCCGAUAUUCCAGGCCUGGACACCUUCCUUGACAAGUUGUAG
Trypanosoma theileri is the source of this 2541-nucleotide messenger RNA. RefSeq names its product elongation factor 2. Gene Ontology annotation, cellular component: cytosol; ribonucleoprotein complex. NCBI's taxonomy places the organism in Eukaryota, Euglenozoa, Kinetoplastea, Trypanosomatida, Trypanosomatidae. Gene Ontology annotation, biological process: translational elongation. The transcript has a single exon. Bases 1 to 2541 code for a protein of 846 amino acids. Gene Ontology annotation, molecular function: GTP binding; ribosome binding; GTPase activity. The record is from RefSeq and is a predicted model, not a curated record.